Molecule: messenger RNA, 4306 nt
Organism: Pristis pectinata (smalltooth sawfish)
Lineage: Eukaryota; Metazoa; Chordata; Chondrichthyes; Rhinopristiformes; Pristidae
Product: insulin-like growth factor I
Exons: 4
Coding region: 55-552 (165 amino acids)
Cellular component (GO): extracellular region
Molecular function (GO): hormone activity
Source: RefSeq, a predicted model, not a curated record
AUCAUUAGCAGACACUGAGGGAUCGCUGUGGAGAGUCGUACUGCAACCUCCAUCAUGAACUCUACACACAACUCCAUCUGCUGCAGUUGUGCACUAAAGGUCCAUACACUGAAUCACUUUUGGAUGCUCCUGCUUUGCCUCAUUACUCUGCCCCAGUGGGUAGUGGUGGCUGAGAAUCUCUGUGGCUCUGAGCUGGUGGACACGCUGCAGUUCGUAUGCGGUGAUCGAGGAUUUUACUUCGACAAGAAUUCCGUGAAGCCGAGUACAGGGAUUGUGGAGAGAUGUUGUUUCAAAAGCUGUGACCUGCAGUUGUUGGAAUCAUACUGUGCGACUCCUCAGACGUCAAGGUCCACCCCAAUGUUUGUCACUGCCCGACACCAGGAAGAAAAUUUACAUAAAUCAUACAAAGAGACCUCCAAGUCUGCCCGAUGGAUCUCAAGAAGCAAGCACGUGGUUCAGGACCCGAGCCCAUCCCAGAGUCAGACCUCUUUGAUGGCGCUGUUGAGCAAGUUGCCAAAGAAGGCUCCAGAACCUCAGAGAACGAGGUUAUGAUAGCACUAAGGAAGGAGAGAUGGCAGGAUGCACUCGUUCCUACUGCUCUUUCCUCGUCAAUGUUACUGUGAAUUCAAUGCCAGUGAUUGAAAUCAGAAUGAAGAAGUGAGCUGGAUUGAACCAGUGGUUUUCGUUCAAUAAAACAUUUUGCUCAUCACUUUAGAUCGUGCUGUACUGAAGUGUUUUGCACACUCUCCUCACUCUGCUGCCUCUGCAAUCGUCUCAUGAUCUGGCCUUGAGGAAGAAACUCACAGGACUUCAAAAGGUUCCGUCUCAAAUUGCCCCUGUAGCUGAUAUCUACUUUCACGUGGGCUUUUUCUUGGAAGAAAACAAAGAAAUCUGGACAAAACAUAACUGAAAACCGUACCCACUCGCUAAGUUUCCUCCGGCAACAAGAAGGCUGCAUUUCUGGGGACAAGUUAACUAACAAGGUCAAGUUUAUUGUCAAACAGCAUUAAAAGCAAUGUGCUGUGGAUGCUGGAUAUGAGAACUAUAAACAGAAAGCGCUGAGGAUAGUCAGCAGGUCAGGCAGUAUCAGUGGAGAGAGAGGCAGAGUUAGUUGCUUCUAUGAUCUCCUAUCAGAACUGGUUUAGCCAUCUCAUUCUUUCCUCUCCCUCUCCAAAGAUACUGUCCAACCUGUUGCGUAUUUCCAAUAUUCCUUCUCCCUGUAACCAGAAGUCAAUAUCGGUAAUAAGGGCUCCAUAGCUGGAUAUCUUGAAGUCAAGUGUUUUACCAUAGGGUUCUGUCGAAACCCUAGAUCCAAACAAGAAACAUAGAGGCUGGACAGGGCAGGGGGGCAGUGGCGGGAGAAGGAGGGGAGAGGAAGGUCGCAUUAAAUCCUUUUGUGAAUUUUGCAUAGCCGAGGACCUGGUGUGAAUCUACUCACAAAGCACCGUUCUCUCUAUGAAGUCUUAAGCAAAAUGAAACGAAAUCAGGUGUCGCAUCGGACAGUUCCACAAUGAUCAAAGGUGCACCUUAUUUUAAAGAGGAGAGUUCUGAAAAUUGGUGCUGGUCGAUUCCAGUGAGUAUUGCAGGCGCCCAUUGUGUCUGAUGUCAAACUACCUGUACAUGUAUUUAAUGCCUGUUGACUUAUUUGUAUGUAUUCCAUUGUAAUUUCUUCAGUACCACGUGACAUCAUUACAAUUCUUUCCCAGUAUUACACUGCUACACUACAUUACAGUGUGACACUACCAUAAUCCAUUAAUAUGUUAUGUAACACAGCAUUGCAUCAUUGAUCCGCUGAUUUUCAGUAGUCACAGUGGAUGAUAUGCUUUAUAGACUGAAAGAUUUUCUCAUCUUUAUAUUGUCAAUGUGCAAAGGAAUAAAAAGGAGAUUUCCACUGGUCCGCCAUCAUUUGGGAACCAAAGUUAGAGGCGGAGGUUCAGCACAGUCACUGCUGGAUAAGUAAACUGGUUCAGACCUUAUAUCCCCCAGGGAGAAGUUCCAUCCCACCCACAAGCCAGUGUCAUGGGUACAACCUCAGUGCCCACUUGAUCCUGAACUGGAGUUCAGGCUCCAUUGUCACUCGCCACUCACUAUCCCUUCCACGCUCACCUCAGCCUACUGUCUGCUGAAGCUCCAAUCCGUGCUUCUGUUCUCUCCAUUUCCAGGAUUCUAUGCUCUGCAAUUUCUCCUCUUAGCCACCCAGCCACACUGCCCCUUUCUUCCUUUUGGGAAUGAUCUUACGUUGAACCUAAGCCUUGACCUAGCUUUCUUGUCAGCUGCCCUGCAGUCUGAAGUGGUUUGUGUUAGUUUUUGUGCGACCGGUUUGGGACGUUUCUCUACAAUAAUAUUCCUAUAUAAAUGCAAAGUAGAGUCAUAUUGAGAUACAGCACAGAAACAGGCCCUUCAGCUACCCAAGUCCACCCCAACCAUUAACCACUCAUUUACACCAACCCUGCAUGAAUCCCAUUUUUUUAUUCUCCUGACAUUCCCAUUAACCCCUCCAGAUUCUACCACUCACCUACCCGCUAGGGGCAAUUUACAGUGGCCCAUUAAACCACCGACCCACAUGUCAUUAAGGAAACCGGAACAUCCGGAGGAAACUUGUGGGGGUCACAGGGAGAACGCAUAAACUCCACGUAGACAGUGCCUGAGGUCGGGAUCGAACCCGGGUCUCUGGCACUGUAAGGCAGCAGCUCUACCAGAUGCGCCACUGUGCUACCGUGAACCGAUCAAGUGCAGUGGUAGCUGGGUUAGAUUUUUUUUAAGGGGUAUUUCUUGGUUCCUGUGAUCAGAGGAGGGAAGAAUGGACCCAAAUAGUGUGACUACCUUGGGGUCUAGAUCAUACACAGAUUACAACAUCCAAGCUGGUAUCUUGGCCCAAACAGUCCUUACACUCCAAGUAAAAUAUAAAAUCCCUUCCCAAUUACCCACUCCAUUCCCAUAUCCUAACAUCCAUCGUUCCAUAAUUUUCCCCCCCGAUCAAAUGGAUCUAUUCUCUCUAUAACAUUUCAUACUUAAAACGAAUCAUAAAGCUGUAAUGCCUUUCACUGAAGGAGGAGCCAAAUAAUCUUCCCAUCACUUUUACAACGUCACAAACGACCAGUGAAAAUGUCCUUUAGUCUUGGGAUGGUUUGAGAGUUCUGUUGGAAGAAUUUGUACUGUUAUUUUCUAUUUAUUUAGAAUUCUGUACACUUCAUAAAAUCAAUGCAUUGUACCUCAGCAGCAAGUCAGGGACCCGUGUUCUGAAUUGUUAUUGGACAGAAAAUAAAUUCCUGCAGCAUUUAACAGGCGGUGAAACGUAAAGCGUGAUUGGACUUUCAAUUAGUGUUGCAGGUGAGAAAUUUUGUAUCACACAUUUUCUAUGGGAUAAUUUUUGUAGUUGACUGGAGCUCCCCGCAUUUCUUUGGGUGGACUCAGCCUUACAGAUUGAGAAGAGCCCGGGUUGAAUCCGUGAGCUGUGAGGGCAGUUGCCAGUUACACUAUGAGAGGCCUCAAUACCACUAAGGUAGAGAGUGUUCCCCAUGGAGAGAUACAGCAUGGAAACAGGCCCUUCGGCCCAUCGAGUCCAUCAACCACCCAUUUAAUCCUAUAUUACUCCCAUUUUUAUUCUCCCCCCUGAUUCUACCCUUCACCUACACCCUAGGGGUAAUUUACAGCAGCCAGUUAAUGGACCAACCUCCACACUUUUGGAAUAUGGGAGGAAACCGGAGCACCCGGGGGAAACCAACGCUGUCACAGGGAGAAGGUGCAAACUCCAUGCCGACAGCACCCAAGGUCGGGGUCGAACCCAGGUCUCUGGUGUGGUGAGGCAGCAGCUUCUACCCACUGCGCCACUAUGGCACCCUGCACCUAGUGAGGGAACUCAGUGUUGAUACCUACUGCAGUCCAAUUGAUGGUUGACACUCACGCCUUGGAUUGAGGGGGGUGUUCCAAGAUCGGUGACCAAGUAACGGAAGUGCCUUCAGUGGAUGGUGAGGUCUUAAGAAAGGGAGGGGACAGGAAACCAAAUUGUGACAGUGAGGCCAAGAAGCAAGACAGAAUACUCCCUGCUGCUGCUGAUGGGAUGGUGGGCAGGUGGGAGGGUGAUCGAGCACCCCAGGGAGGGGACUCUUCAGUGAAUCCGCGCCCCACCCCCCAACCUCCCCAACCCCCCACCCCAUGCAUACCUGGUCUUGGACGUACAGGGUUCCGUCUGAAAGUUGCACCUUUGAACUGUGCAGUUGUUUUAAGUGUGUGAUGUGCUGUGAUACUGCACCUGUCUACAGACACACAGGUGGUGGUACACAAUAAAGAAAGGGUUUCACAAAUU